AUGAAGCUGUGGGUGGAGAUUCUCCUGAUAGUCCCCAAAACACCUCUCAUCUGCAGGACUAUGAGUAACCAGACAAUGGUAACAGAGUUUAUCCUACAGGGCUUUUCAGAGUACCAAGAAUACUGGUUGCUCUUAUUCGGAUGUUUCCUCUCCUUCUACUUUGUGGCUCUCACAGGUAAUGUCCUCAUCAUCUUGGCCAUCUCCUUCAACACUGGGCUUCACACCCCUAUGUAUUUUUUCCUGUUCAACUUGGCUACUAUGGACAUUAUCUGCACCUCUACUGUUAUGCCCAAAGCACUGGAGGGUCUGGUAUCUGAGAAGAGCUCCAUCUCCUUUGGGGGCUGCAUGACCCAGCUUUACUUCCUCACAUGGUCUGCAUCUUCUGAGCUGCUGCUCCUCACUGUUAUGGCCUAUGAUCGGUAUGCAGCCAUCUGCCACCCCCUGCAUUACAGCACCAUGAUGAGAAAAACAUUCUGCAGUAUGCUGGCUGCAGGUGUGUGGGGGCUCUGUGCCUUCAACACAGCCAUGCACACUGGGCUGAUGCUGCGCUUGAAUUUCUGUGGCCCCAAUUUGAUUACCCAUUUCUUCUGUGAGGUCCCACCUCUGCUACUUCUCUCCUGUAGCUCCACCUAUGUGAACAGUGUCAUGAUUGUCCUGGCUGAUGCCUUUUAUGGUAUAUUGAACUUCCUGAUGACCCUUGUGUCAUAUGGUUUCAUCAUCUCCAGCAUCCUAAAGAUGAAGACCAAAAAGGGGAAGAAGAAGGCCUUUUCCACCUGCUCUUCCCAUCUCAUUGUGGUGUGCAUGUACUACACAGCUGUCUUCUAUGCCUACAUAAGCCCAGUCUCCAGCUACAGUGUAGAGAGGAGCAAGUUCGCUGGAGUGCUGUACACUAUGCUGAGCCCUACCCUGAACCCCCUAAUCUAUACCUUGAGAAACAAGGAGGUCAAAUCAGCCCUUAGGAAGCUUUUCCCCUUCUUCAGUAACUAG
Molecule: messenger RNA, 987 nt
Organism: Orycteropus afer afer
Lineage: Eukaryota; Metazoa; Chordata; Mammalia; Tubulidentata; Orycteropodidae
Product: olfactory receptor 13A1-like
Exons: 1
Coding region: 1-987 (328 amino acids)
Biological process (GO): G protein-coupled receptor signaling pathway
Cellular component (GO): membrane
Molecular function (GO): G protein-coupled receptor activity; olfactory receptor activity
Source: RefSeq, a predicted model, not a curated record